UCCAAACUUUCCGACGUCCAAGCAGCAGUUCACUCUGUCGCAAACCACAUCACACGCCCAACAUGCCUCACAAGCACAAGAGAAAGCGGGAGAAUGACAAGGAUCACUUCGAUCUCCCUCCGACGAAACUCGCCCGACCGCUCGCAUCCUACGAAAAAGUCGAGAAGAAGCACCACAAAGCGAAAAGAGGCACACCGAAACCACAGCCCAAAAGACAGAGCAAUGCAGCAAUUACAUAUAAGGGAGACGACACACCCCGAGCCUUCGCCCGGAUGAUGCACCUCCAACAAACCGGCAAACGACAACGCAGCGGUCUCGACGACGGAGUCAAAAAGCCCAAAAGGUCCACGAACAAAUCCACAAUCACCGCGACAAACGCCGAAGCAACCGACCAAGCCGAACAGAAAGAAGUCGAAGAGACAGCCGCAAAGCUCAAAAUCCAACCCGGCGAGCGUCUCGCAGACUUCGCAGCCCGAGUCAAUCAAGCCCUACCCUUAAGCGGCAUCUCCCAAAACCGCAAAAAAGUAGAAGGCGCAAAAGAACGACAAACCAAAACAGAGAAAAGACUACAUCGCAUGUACGCCGAAUGGCGCGAAACCGAUCGCAAACGCAAAGAAGCCGAAGAAGAAUUCCUCGAAGAGCAAGAAGAGAAAGACGAAGAGCUCGCAACAUCUCUCGGCGGUCAAGCGAUCCAUCUUUCGUCCGAAGGCCGCAAAGCGAAGAAUAAACGCAUGCUCACGGAAGCUGCGGAUAAAGAUGAGGAUCCUUGGGCAGUAUUGAAAGAGAAGAGGGAGAAACCGAAGGGGUUACAUGAUGUGGUGCAAGCACCGCCGGAAUUGAAACCUGUGAGAGAGAAGUUCAAAGUGAGGAAUGGGGCCAAAGUCGAAGUGGAAAAUGUUCCAGGGAAGAGUGGGAGUUUGAAGAGGAGGGAGGAAUUGGGACAGGCGAGGAAGGAUGUAAUUGAGAGGUAUCGGGCAAUGAUGAAGGGAAAGGGUGGGUUGUGAGAUGCAAGAGGGACUUAUCAACGGCUGAAGGUGGAGAAGUUGACGGGGCGGCUGGAUGGAAAUCUCAGUGGACUACAAUCAGCAUUACAACGGACACUUGACGGAACCAGCUGCCAUGACGAGACCUGUCUACAUGUACCGAAGAGGAGAGCUUCGUCAUGCCACCGAAGAUGGAGUAGGGAUGCUACCGAAGUCGACGGGGACAAUUGCAUCAUCACAGAAAAGGGAGGUCGAGUCUGACGAAUGUGUC
Cercospora beticola is the source of this 1254-nucleotide messenger RNA. RefSeq lists its product as uncharacterized. Lineage: Eukaryota; Fungi; Ascomycota; Dothideomycetes; Mycosphaerellales; Mycosphaerellaceae. The record is from RefSeq and is a predicted model, not a curated record.